GGGGUAGGGUUGUUGGGUGGGCCGUGGCGGAGCGGUUGUCUCGGGGGUUUCUGAAUGCCGACUGAGUAUUUCACGUCAGUAGCUGUGCGGUUAAGGUGUGCGUUGCCUCUGGGCGGGUGAGGCUGGAAGAUGCGCUUGGGGAGGUACUGGUGCGUGUGCGUAUGUAGGUAUAUCCCCCUUGCACGGUUUUCUUAUGUUCGAACAAUUAACUCCAUAAACGCUUUUUUUCUUCUGCAGCCUUUCCAUUGCGUAUGGAUCGCUCUGGGUGUGGAUUAGGAAGUAAGGAGGCUGUUUAGCCAUAGGUUCAUCUGGAAGUGUUGGGCAGCUUGUGGCGUGGAAGGAAGGGCAGCAACCAGCAUGGCCCUGGCAGCUGGUUAGCUGGCAUCCCACCCCCGUGCCCCUCGUUUCCACUGCCUUGGGUCAGAGACCGAGGCUCUGCCGACGCCAAGUCCCUUCCUGAAAUCUCGCACCUCUUAGCUGAAGCUAUAAUAAACUGCACUAGUUGAGGCUGUUUUCUUCCCACGCUAACGCACGUCCUUUUCAGAAGGACUGAAUGAUUUGUCAGCAAAACGCGUAGUCCCUGUCCCGUGUCAUACACCUAUAUAAGCAUUUAACGUGAGGAGGUUGACUGUAUCGGAAACUUUUAGAACAGCGGAGUAAUAACGCUGCAUGCUGGUUUAUUUUGCAACUUGAUCAGUUUUAUCUUUAUUUGCUUUAGUCUGCCUUAGGCUUCUUGCAGGAAAGAAAUUUCUGUUUGCUUCCACAUAAGGGAGAUUUGCAAUUCUGCCCAGCACUUACAGGCUUCCCUGUAGAGAGGGUUACUUUCUGACAGCAAUGAUGUCUUGUUACUAUUGCACUUAAUGGAAUACAUUUUGUGGCCAAAAUAGUUUGGGUUUUUGGGGUUUAGGGGUUUUUUUGAUCGGCUGUGAUUGAAUAUUUAUAGUUACUAGCUCAGAUGAAGAAAAAACUUAAUACUCUGAUUUCUUCUUGUAUAAGGAGAGGAUAGGUAACUAAUAACACAAUGGAAAUGUUUCUUUUUUUUCUCAGACUUUUGUUUGUUUCUUUUAAUCUUUUCAAUGUCCCCUUGAUCAAGGAAAGACUUGUAAGGUGAUUUACAAGAAGGUCAUUCUUAAGUGUGCCUUUAGCCUUUAAACAAAGAGGAGAUGUUCUUUUCACUGUAAUGUAAUCAGUGAUCUGUCACCUGCUUACUGCAGUUUGUAACUGAUUUCUGUUUAUAAGGUACUGUUUCACAAGGUACAGCUUACUAUUAUCAAAAGGUCCAUGGCUCUUUUACCGUAGAAUCAUGCAAUGGUUUGGGUUGGAAGGGACCUUUAAAGAUCAUCUAGUCCAACCCCCCUGCCAUGGGCAGGGACAUCUUCAACUAGAUCAGGCUGCUCAGAGCCCCAUCCAACCCGACCUUGAACGUUUUCAGUGAUGGAGCAGCCACAACUUCUCUGGGCAACCUGUUCCGGUGUCUCACCACCCUCAUUGUAAAGAAUUUCUUCCUUACGUCCAAUCUAAAUCUAUCCUCUUUAAAUUUAAAACCAUUGCACCUUGUCCUCUUGCUACAGGCCCUGGUAAAAAGACUCUCCAUCUUUCUUAUAAGCCUCCUUUUAAGUACUGAAAGGCUGCAAUAAGGUCUCCCCAGAGCCUUCACUUCUUCAGGCUGAACAACCCCAACUUUCUUAGCCUUUCCUCAUAGGAGAGAUGUUCCAUCCCUCUGAUCAUUUUCAUGGCUCUCCUUGGGACUCGCUCCAACAAGUCCAUGUCUUUCCUGUGCUGAGGACCCCAGAGCUGGAUGCAGUACUGCAGGUGGGGUCUCACCAGAGCAGAGUAGAGGGGCAGAAUCCCCUCCCUUGGCCUGCUGGCCACGCUGCUUUUGAUGCAGCCCAGCAUACGGUUGGCUUUCUGGGCUGUGAGCACACAUUGCCAGCUCAUGUCCAGGUUUUCAUCCACCAGCACCCCCAAAUCCUUCUCCGCAGGGCUGCUCUCAAUCCAUUCAUCCCCCAGCCUGUAUUUGUGCUUGGGAUUGCCCCGACCCAGGUGCAGGACCUUGCACUUGGCCUUGUUGAACCUCAUGAGGUUCACACAGGCCUACCUCUCCAGCCUGUCAAGGUCCCUCUGGAUGGCAUCCAUUCCCUCUAGGGUAUCAACUGCACCACUCAGUUGGUGUCAUCCGCAAACCCAGUGAGGGUGCACUCGAUCCCGCUGUCUAUGUCAUUGAUGAAGAAAGAUAUUAAACAGUGCUGGUCCCGGUACAGACCCCUGAGGGACACCACUCAUUACCGUUUCUACUUGGGACAUUGAGCUGUCAACUGCAGCUCUUUGGAUGCAGCCAUCCAGCCAAUUCCUUAGCCAUCUAACAGUCCAUCCAUCAAACCCAUAUCUUUCCAGUCCCUCACCUUUUUCUUAUUUUCUGUCUUCUGCCCUGUCAGCUCUGUAGCUCAUCAGAUCUUUUCAUAGGCCAAUUUAACUCACUAGAAUAGCAGAAAAACUUGUGCUUUAUUGAGUUUUCUACUGGUUUGUGCAUUCAGUUAGCUUGUGGAAAGUCUCAUGAGGAUGUGAGCUGUCAGGGAAGGUGGUGGGAGAAAGAAGAAGAAGACAAAAAAAAAAGAGACCUCCCCAUUCUGCAGCAGCAAGCCUUUAGAUCAACUCAUCUACUCAAGGAAACAUAACCAUAGCCUUAGUAAUUACAUCAGGUCCAUAGCAUAUUUUGCAUUACAUUUUUCAAGUAUCCAGGAUAAAAGAAGGAAAGUAGCAUAAAUGGUUUAAAACAUGACCCAGUAAGCUUGAAAGCGCAUUCUUGUGUACUUUCCCAUCUGUAAUGCUCCAGUGGGUUGUUUAGUACUUGAUACAGCAAUCUUUUAUUAAUUGGCUGUUUGUCUUGGCAACUGUUGAUCUGAUGCCUGAAUUUUGUACAUUGUACAAAGAUCACUAAUAACUUGCUGUAAUAUUACAAAUACUGAAAUGUACAGGCAGGCCACUUGGUACCACUCUGCUUAUCUAGUACUGGCAGACCUGUUUUAUUUGCUUAUUGUGUGUAUGUCUAUGAAAUAAAAGGACAAUUAAUAUUUUUUUUAAUGUUUAUUAUAUUCAUAAGUGCAAUAAAAGUCUUGGACUCCAGUACUAUAGUACUAUUGCUGGGUCAUCAUAGUUGCGGGAGGUAUUGUACAUCUCAGAACAGUAUUUAAGCUUUAAAAAGAAGAGCAGAAGUAACAGAGAACAUAACUGAAAAAAAUACUUGCUUUCCUCUUGAGAGGGAUGACAGGGAAAACAGGGACUUGCAAAGAAAUAAAUAUGUUUUAUAAAACCAAGGCAUGCUUAAAAAGGAAUAACCUGUGGGUUGUUAGUGUUAUUAACAUUUUUGAGUGUGUGUUGUAUUUAUGUGGUGAGAAAUUGCCUACAGUUCCAGUCAUGUGAUCUAUGUAUUUUAUUUACUCUGAAGAGCUGAGACUGCUCCAGGCCAAGGAAUUGACUAAAAGUCCCCUGAACAAGUUAGAGACAUUUUCUUACUAGCCAUAGCAUGGAGAGUAAAGUUGUUAUGUGUUUUAGUGUGGUUGAUAUCUGCACAACUUGUAAUUACAUAUUAAAAAAAAAAAUCGAGUUCCUGGCUAGACCAAAUAUAUGAUAAUAGAGUUGAGUCACAGUGCGAUAGUGCUGUUGCCACUGUGUGAAAAACUGGAGAGCUUGCCUUUCCUGUAUAGUCGAAAAAGUUUGUAUACUUUGAGCUAAUUCAUUAAUUUUUACCUUGAGUGAGCCUGGGACCAUGCUGUUUAUUGUACACCUUCCAACUCUACAUUGAAAACGAAAACUAAACACGCGCUCUAAGGCACGUGGGUUGAUAUUUGUAUGUUCUUACCUUCCCUUACAACUAUUAGUUUUAUAAGUCAAGGUAUACUGUCUUUACAUGCUGCAGCCCGGUAGUUCUGAAUAGUGCUGCUGAACACAUUGGAAGUGUCAAUAGGGCACACUGUCAUCUCAUUUUGACCCUCUCUUAAGUAGCCAUUGGGAACUGAUUUGAAACGAGUUGUUACAUUUUCCUACUGUGCUUUUUUUAUUCAUGCUCUGUUGGUUUUUAGCGUUCUGUCCAGUUCUGUAGGGUCUUUCCUUGCCCAGUAUUAUAAAUGGUUUUGGGUUGAACUGGUAUUUGCACAGGUCUCCAAGAAUGUCUUGGGAAUUUUUUUUUUUUUUUUUUUUUUGAAAGGAACUAUAAUCUGAGUUAGUGCUGUAGUGUAAGAAAGGGUUGAAAGGACAUCAUGGUGUGGGAGAGGAUGUCAUUCAGUGGAAGUGAUGAAAGGGGAACAGUCAUGGCAGAAGGAAAGCUAUUAUGUUCAUGACUUUGCAAUUCAACUCACCUUAACUUCCUCCCGCUUUUUAAAAGAGAUAUGUAUUUAUUCUAGUUAGUUCCAUUUGAAGUCAGCAGGGGCAGAAUUGGGUUCCUGUAGUUCUAAACCUCUGUGUUUUUCUGGCUGAUUCAGGGUGUAGUUAGCCUCAGUGCUAGUGAUGGAAUUGACUUAAGGAGCUGCCUUCUGAUGUGCAGCUGGUUCAUACUGAAUCUGUCCUCCGCAAAUGUGUCUGUGUGUAAUAUGUGAGAAAGGCAAAAUUUGGGCCUGAAUUUGAGAAAUCAUUUGAAAUGGAAUAGUUAAUGUCAUUUGUAAAAUAUGCAGUAGACUUACAUAGCAAUGAUACCUCUGGAAGAGCUUUAGUUUGCUAGGAAGUCUGUAACGUUGUUAAAAUAACAUUAGGAUAAGUUUCCAGAAAGUGGCAGUAACAGCAGAAUGCCCUUCUGUAGUUAAAAAUUGCUGUGUUUGCAGGAUGAACUUUUAAUAGUUUAUUAUGCAAUAAAUUCACUGUUUUGAAAGAUACAACAGUGGGGUUUUUUUGGUUGGUUGGUUUUUUUUAACGUUCCUCAGCAACCAUCUAUAACUGUAUGGCAUCUUACUGUAGCCGUUUUUAAAGAAGUUCAUUCUUUCUGAGGGUUAGACGCAGUAAGCUGAGAUGCCCAGGCAAGACAUCUACAUUUCUGCCAAGUAUAGUGUACUUGGAAAAUAUGUGAGACCUUGUAGAGUGCAAAGAAUAGAUAAGCUUGCAAAUUUAGGGCCUAAAGCUGUUAAACCUAUUAUGUGACUUAAUUUAAAGUUUAGAGUUAAUAAUCUGCGUUAGAAAAUAGGUAUUUUCAGUUAAGAAAAUACUCUUCUGAAUUAAUUUCCACAGAAUAUACAGGCUGCGUUAUUGUUGGUAUUUUUUUUUUUUCCCCAAAAUUUAAUCUAAUUUUUCUUUAAUUGUUUUAUUCACUUCUUAUUUUUCAGGAGUCUUUGAAAAAUCCUUAGUGGUCAUGACAUUGUAACAAGUGACAUAAAUUAGCCAGUGGCUCAGAAUGAUGGAUACCCAGAAGACUACAAAUGGUUUGCAAGUGAUUGGAGAAGGGACUGGUAUAGGGAAAUCGACACUCCACAUGGUGGGGUAUUUGGGAAAAAACUGUAAUCCUGUGGAAACAACUGCACAGGAAUAUUGUCCAGUCUGCAAAGAGAAGGGCCAGAUCCAAGUUUUACGGACUUACCGCAUUAAUUUUCAAGAGUCCAUUUUUCUUUGUGAAAAUCCUCAGUGUAUCUACCCACUUGGUUAUAAACCAUUAAACAGCAUAAUUACUUCUGCUGAUUCAGAAAAUCAUCGAGUUUCAUCUACUGAUAAGAAAAGGAAAUUAUGUAACAUCAGUGACUUUUCUCCUGUUCAAUCACAUCCAAAAAAAGCAAGAACUAAUAAUGUGGUAGACAUUGAGCAUACUAUUAAUACAGACCCUGUUGUUAAAUGCUAUCAGAAUAGCUUAUGUAUUCCCAAGUCAAGCCUACAUGAUGUGUUACAAAAUGACCAGCAGAAACCUAGUAACAAUGUGGAGUCCUGCCUGCAGAAGGUGGAUUUUGAAACAACCACCAACGCCAAGGACUAUCAAGAAAGUCCACCUCAGACUUCUAGUUGCAGAACACAACUCUUGCCAAAUUCUGAACUUUGCUCAACAACAUCAGAAAUUUUGCUCAAAGAUGGUGAAGGUUCCACUAAUAACACAGAUUUAUGUCUUCAGUGGAGAAACGUGCAUAAUCUUUGUUGGUUAGAUUGUAUUUUGUCAGCACUGGUACACUUAGAAACAUUAAAAUUUGCUCUAGCAGAAGACUAUAAUGAUGGAAAAUGUUUGCUCCAGAAACUCUUAACAAAAUAUAAUCAAGCAACUGUGCUUCUGAAUACCUGUAAAAGGAGUAAAGUAAAAGAUGUUCUUCCAAAAGCAGAAUCUCAUCUCAAUGAAAUCAGAAACAGAAUGUUUACACAGCUUCAGCCUCAGCUUAAGUGUGAACUAGGUCAGAAGGACAGUCCAGUGUUUGCACUCCCUCUACUCUUACAACUGGAUCAACAAGCUGAGAAACUAUUCUUGCAUUCAUUUUCAUGGAAGUUUGAAUGUGUAUGUUGUGGCUACAAAUACCAGGACCGAUUUAGGAAAACACUAACAACAUUCACAAAUAUAAUCCCUGAUUGGCAUCCACUUAAUGCUGUUCAUGUUGGACCAUGUAAUAACUGUAGUGAUAGAUCUCAAAGAAGACAGAUGAUUUUGGAAAAAGUACCCUCAAUAUUAAUGUUCCAUUUCGUAGAAGGCUUGCCACAUAACAACCUGAAGAACUAUUCAUUUCAGUUUGAAGAAGACACCUACCAAAUAACCUCUAUUAUUCAGUAUCAAACAGAUAAGAAGCACUUCAUAACCUGGUCUUUGAAUCCUGAUGGAACUUGGCUUGAGUGUGAUGAUUUAAAGGGGCCAUAUUGCAAGAGACAUAAAAGAUUUGAAGUUCCUCCUUCAGAGAUUCAUAUUGUUAUCUGGGAAAAGAAAACAUCCCAUGUGCCAGAAGAACUGAAUUCACAGUUCCAGAGUAAAAACACUGAAGAUUUUCCUUUUAAUAAUGUACACUCAAAUUCCACAGCGUCGCACUGUGGUUUUGAUAACACUGUAGACAAAAUACCUGAAGAACAUCGCAAAGAGAAUUCUGUGAGAACUCCAGAUAAGAAACAGCAGCGGGUAGCUGAGGAUGAAAGUAUUGUACAUCAUGGUUUAGGAAAUCUGGCACAUGAUGAUCUUGUAACACUGAUGCUUGAAGAAAUUCAAGUUGACUCAGAAGGUAAAUCGCUGCUGAAUGGACAGAUGGUGGGAAAUAACCUUGUUGUUGAAGUGGGCACACUGCAACAGCAGGAAUCAGCUUUUUCAGCUAACACUCCAUAUACAGGAGAGUUUGCUGCGACUAGUCUAGCUAUGAACAAUAAAUGCGCGUUAUAUGAAAAUUCCAGCAUUUGCUUACCUCUAGAAGAGUUGAAUUCAGCAAAUAUUACUUCUCCGGUGCCCAAAACCCACGACUCCAACCCAUCUGACUCAUCGCUUGCUCAAAGAAUAAAUAACAGAACUAAUUUACCUAACAGAGAACAUGGAAUAAAUUCAGAACUACAGCUAAACACGAAGUUGUCACCAGUAGAGAAUAUUAUACAAAAAUCACCUGACUUGAAAGAUACAAGCAAAAUUGUAGUUAAUUCUCAGGUUGCCAAUUCUUCUUCUUCCAAUAAUUCCUUUCAGCCUUCACACAAAGACCAAAAAAGAGGAUUUGUAGGAAGCUGGGUAAAGAAAUUAUUAAGCAGGAAUACUUCUUUCAUGCCUUCAAGUGCCUCAGCUCUCAAGAAUGAGAGAACUUGCAAAACUCCCUCAAUGCAAAAAAUAAGUGAAGUGCGGUUGCCAGUUAAGGGAGCAAGUAACUUUGGUGGAUUUCAAAGCAGAAGUACAAACAAAACAACUGAGACCCCGACGUCAGUGGUUCCUCAGAGUAAUAAUACUCAUCCUUUAUCAAAUUUCAAAGGAUUUUCUCAAAGCACUCGUCUUCCAACAGCAAGUCAUACCACUAUUGAAGGUCCAACUUGGAAUAAGUCAGGAAGUACGUUGGGUACCUCAGGUAAAGUGUCUCAGUUCCAUUCACCUCGCUAUAAUUCUGGGAAGGCAGAAGAGUCAGAUAGUGACAAAACGAAAAAACUUCGCCUAAAACUGUUAAAAAAACUUAAUGCUAAAAAGAAGAAGUUGGCUUCACUGGAUAGGCUGGCAGUGGAACAGAUGAAACAUGAAAAACCUGUGAGUAGAGAUGUAAGCACCCCAUCACAGACUGAAUCUCACAAUGACAGUGAAUUAUUGCAGAGCUUUUUAAGGGAACUGCAGUAUCAGAUUGAUGUUGCAGAUAAUAAAUCUGAAUUUAAUGCGAACUCUGUAUCAGGGUGCACUAGCCAUAAUAACAAUGAUGAAAUCCUGGCAGAAUUACUGUCCCCUACUUCAACUGUUGCUUCCUUAGAGGCUCCAAAAAGUGAAGAUGAAUGUAUGUAUAUGGAAAUGGUGGAUAGCAGUGUUGCAACAACAGCAUCCGAUGAGAAGACCAGUGUACCACAAGCAGCAAUGACAAGCGAGGACCACAAUUAUUACAGUCCUGUAAAGGACAGUAAUUUGGAACUUCAUACAAUAAGCAAACCUAGUGUGAAAAAACUUGCUUUUGAAAGUCCUACUAGGGAGGAUAUCCUUGAAGACCUGUUCUCCAUUUCAGCACCAAGCUCAAUGGCAGGUGACAUAGAUUUACCUCAUUUUGAUGAAACUCUGUUUGAAACUUGGUAAAUAUUCACUUUCUUGGUUUAUAAGUACUUUUCAAUAUUAUGUAUAUUUUGAAACAAAGCACUAUUAAAUUAUAUUUUCUAACUAGUUUAAUUGCACACUGGCUGUACUUGAACAAUUUACAUUUGAGGUUUUUUUUUUUCUUAAAAUCUUAUUGUAGCAGACAAGGUUUUAAUGCAUUUUAUUUUUCUGAGAAACAGUUAUUUUAGCUGUCAGAUAUCAUGAUGACUUUUAAUUACAAGCUCCUAUGAGUCUUGAUUUUUGCUGCUUUUAAUAUGGAAAACUUAUCCAUACUCUACUGAGUUUGAGAAAUAAUAAAAUUCAGUAGUCUUGGUGAUGUAAUGGUGUAAGAAGUAUUAUUUAGGUAGUAGUGGUUUAUUUUACAAGAUCACCCAACUCCUGAAGUUAUUUUGUCUGACAUUUAAAAAAAAGAAAGAAGUACCUUCUGUAAUCAGGGAUGUUUGUAUCCUUUGAUAAAAAGAUCAUUUGCAACACUAAACUUGAGGUGGGUAUUCUGUUAGGAACUCUACUCUUCUCAGAAUUACUGUUCUACAAGCUCACCCUGAUGUAUACACCCCUUGGAUCCAAGGAAGGAUGGACACGUGGUAGAAAUUUUCCUAUUUAAUGUUACAGCAUGUACUGAGUUUAUGUCCUGGGUAACUGAAAAUAUAAUUUGGCAGAAUAUUCUUCUGAGCCAGGUUAUUUUUUAAGUAAAAUUAGUAAGAUUUGGGCCAGAGUUUGCAGCACUAAGAAAGAACAUCAGAUGUAACUUUUAGUUAUUCAUAGCUGCAAAUUCACUAAAAAAAGAAAUGUUUCUAAGAAUUAAAGUUAACUGUACGUUAGCACCCAUUAGUGUUGUCACUAGGAGUUUUUCAUGGCUAGAGCAGUGCAUCCCUGUCCAUAUGUGACAGUGCCAAGGAGAAGCAAGGUCAAUAGGAAGAAAGUAAUGGAAAAUGUGGCAAGACAGCGGUGAGUAAGCAGAGGGAUUCACAUCUGGGUGUUACUGGAUUUGUAUAGCGCUUGUUCUGCUAGAUGGGAGUCUCUUUUAAGUUCAUAGACACAUUGCUGAGGGUAUUGUAUGCUAAAUAAGAUUAGCUGUACAUUUUUCUUGUACUCGGAAAUAACAAGGAUUUUAUCAGCAGGUCUUUGUUUCAGCCAUUUUUUUAAAGGUAUUCUGCAUUUUUUCAUUGUUUUAGAUCCCAAGUUCAAAACAUUAAGUCCUCAGUCUUACUCUUCCAAUAGGUGCAGUUGAACAUAAUUGUUACUAGAAGGCACGGCUACAGAUUUAAAUGGUCUUGGAUUGCUCGGACCAGGUUCAAAAAGUGUUUGAAAAACUGUCAGUGGGACUGAACUCACCUUGCCAAGCUAUUUCUGUUGCAAUUACAUACACGUUUAUCAAACUGGCACUUCAGACAAUGAAUGGUUUCAUUCUUGAAAUAUAAGUCUUUGUAAAGAA
Messenger RNA from Harpia harpyja (harpy eagle), 10127 nucleotides. It is a transcript of the gene USPL1, whose product is annotated as ubiquitin specific peptidase like 1. Gene Ontology annotation, cellular component: Cajal body. Lineage: Eukaryota; Metazoa; Chordata; Aves; Accipitriformes; Accipitridae. Gene Ontology annotation, molecular function: SUMO binding. Bases 5378 to 8674 code for a protein of 1098 amino acids. Gene Ontology annotation, biological process: protein desumoylation; Cajal body organization. The transcript is spliced from 8 exons. The record is from RefSeq and is a predicted model, not a curated record.